UUAUUGUUUAUUCCCAUGUGGUGUUGAAAAAUGGACGCGCACAUGAUGCUGAUUUCUACGUUUUAAAAAUGUUAUUCUUUGGCGUUUAUGUUCGUUAAGCAGUAAUUAUUGACGAGAUCGUGACAAAGUGUUGAGUGAAAAUGACAGAUAUGCCUCCUUAUCUCGCGGUUAAAGAUGAGGAAAAUAGUAAUCAGGGUGACAGUGAAACUUCCUCGGACAUAGAUGAUUGGGAUUUACCCCUAUGUUUCAAUAAACCUAGGCAUCUUGAGCCCAUAAAAGGUGCAGAACGCGUGGAGCACUCGUGGAGAGUGAAAGAAAAGUAUAAGACUCACUGUGUAGCACUGGUGCUAUGUCUCAAUGUGGGAGUGGACCCUCCCGAUGUGGUGAAGACACAGCCGUGCGCCCGCCUUGAAUGUUGGAUUGAUCCAAACUCGCUGUCCCCGAGCAAAGCGCUGGAGAGCAUCGGCCACUCGCUGCAGUCGCAGUACGAGCGCUGGCAGCCGCGCGCGCGCUACAAACAGUCCCUGGACCCCACCAGCGACGAGGUGAAGAAGCUGUGCUGUUCGCUGCGCCGCAACGCGAAGGACGAGCGCGUGCUGUUCCACUACAACGGUCACGGCGUGCCCAAGCCCACGGCGCAGGGCGAGAUAUGGGUCUUCAACAGGGCAUACACCCAGUACAUCCCACUGUCGAUGUACGACCUGCAGACUUGGAUGGGCGCUCCCUCGCUCUACGUUUACGACUGCUCCAACGCGGGCGUCAUCGUCGACAACUUCCGCCAGUUUGCCGAGCAGCACGAGCGAGAGUAUGAGGCGGCGCAGUCCGCGAAGCCGGCGGAGGCCGCGGCGGUGUCGUACCGGCACUGCAUCCAGCUGGCGGCGUGCGCGGCCGGACAGACUCUGCCCAUGAACCCGGAGCUGCCCGCGGACCUGUUCACCGCCUGCCUCACCACGCCCGUCAAGAUGGCCAUGAAGUGGUUCGUGCUGCGCACGCGCACCAGGGUCGCGCAGCACGACCUCAUCGACCUCAUUGACAAGAUCCCGGGCCAAGUGUCGGACCGGCGCACGAUGCUGGGCGAGCUGAACUGGAUCUUCACCGCCAUCACCGACACCAUCGCCUGGAGCUCGCUGCCGCCGCCGCUGUUCCAGCAGCUGUUCCGCGCCGACCUGCUCACCGCCAGCCUCUGCCGCAACUUCCUGCUGGCGGACCGCAUCAUGAGAUCGUACAACUGCACGCCGGUGUCGUCGCCCGCACUGCCGUCGCUGGCGCGGCACCCACUGUGGGCCGCGUGGGAACAGACGCUGGACCUGGCGCUGGCGCAGCUGCCGGCGCUGCUGCCCGACCCCAAGCUCUACACGCACUCCGCCUUCUUCCGGGACCAGCUCACCGCCUUCCAAGUGUGGCUGGAUCUCGGUAACUGGUCGGCGCGGCGGCCGCCGCCGUCGCAGCUGCCGAUGGUGCUGCAGGUGCUGCUGAGCACGCUGCACCGGCUGCGCGCGCUGCAGCAGCUGAGCCGCUUCCUGGCGCUGGGCGCGUGGGCGGUGCGCGCGGUGCUGGCGGUGGGCAUCUUCCCCUACAUGCUGAAGCUGCUGCAGGCCUCCGCCCCCGACCUGCGCGCCGCCAUGGUCUACAUCUGGGGCAAGAUCAUCGCCGUCGACCCCAGUUGCCAAGUCGAUUUGGUGAACGCAAAAGGUCAUAAGUACUUCUUGGCUGUUCUACAAGACCCUACGGUCGACAUAAAGCAUAGGACGCUGGCAGCGUACGUGUUGGCUGGGAUCGUGGACAACUAUCCCGCGGGACAAGAGGCUGCUUUGCAGGGUUCAAUGAUCUCGAUCUGCCUGGAGCAGCUGGGCGAGUGCUCGCAGUCGGAGAGCGAGACGGAGGAGAGCGCGCGGCUGCAGCAGUGGGUGUGCGUGGGCGUGGGGCGGCUGUGGCGGGGAUGCGAGGCCGCGCGCUGGGCGGGCGUGCGGGAUCUGGCGCACGAGAAGCUGCAGCCGGCGCUGGCGCACGCGCGCGUGGAGGUGCGCGCGGCGGCCGCGUUCGCGCUGGGCUGCUUCAUGGCCGGCGGCGCGCGCGCGCGCAGUGCGCACGCGCACGCGCACGCGCUGGACCAGCAGGUGGCGGUGGCGCUGGCGGCGCGGCUGCCGCGCGACGCCUCGCACCACGUGCGCGCUGAGAUACUGGCCGCGCUGCAGUGGCCGGUGCUGACCUUCGAGCAGCACUUCAUCGCCGUCUACAUGCAGGAGCGCAUGCGCCGCAGCAACAACCUCGUGAGCGGGCCGUGUGGGUCGCAGCCGGUGGCGGUGGGGCAGGACGCGCUGCAGCCGCACGCGGCCACGCCCCCCACCCCCUCGCGUCAUCCUCGCCAGCUACAGCUGCCCGCUAUCGGGUUCGGGUCGGUGUACAUGAAGCUGUGGCACACGCUGGUCGCGAUGGCGCGCGAGCCGCACCCGCAGGUGUCGCAGAUGGCCAGCGACAUCAUCAGCUACAUCUCCAACCAGACGGACAACGUGAGCCGCGAGGUGGAGAUGCCGCCCGCGCGCACCCUGAGCAGCAGCUCCUCGCUGCCGCCGUCGCCCAACACGCGGGGCGCGGUCGCCGACCACCACGCCACGCUGCCCAACAUGAGCAAAAGCCGCAGCAACAAGGCCAGCCUGUCGCACGCGGCGUCCGAGGACUCCGCCCCGGCCGCCGACCGCGACUCCACCUCCUCCUCCUCUAGUCAACCGAAAGAAACGAAGAAGCCGAUAGUGCAAACACAGUUCGUGGAGUGGGCGUCCAGUCAGUUCUGUCGGGCUGAGGACCUCGGCCAGCUGGACUGCCAGAGCCGCAGCCACCACGAGCGAGUGUGGAGAUACAGCCGCAACAACAAGCUGCGCACCGAGGCCAGAGCGCUGCUGCGCGCGCGCGCGCCGCGACUGGACACGCAGGCGUUCCAUUCGCGCUGUGCGCUGCCGCCUUCAGUCGUGCUGUUCCAUCCCUACGACCAGCAUCUCACCGUCGCCUCCAAGGACAACUUCGGCGUGUGGGACUGGGGCACGGCGGCCAAGCUGCUGGUGGGGGCGUGGCGGCGGAGCUGGGGCCGCAUCACGGCGCUGGCGCACCUCAACGCGCACGACCACGCCCUGCUGGCCGUGGCCUCGCACACCGGCCAGCUGCUCAUCUACAGAGGGUCGGGCAGCAGCGCGGAGCCGGCGCUGGUGGCCGGCUGGCGCGCGCUGGACGCGCUGCCGGCGCCCGACUACCGCCCGCCGCGCGCGCAGCCCAUAUACAGUCUGGCGCAGCUGGUGUCGGAGCAGUUCGCGGCCAACUACGACGAGCGCGGGAAGCAGGACUCCAACAACGCGGGCGGGGGUGCGGGCACGGGCGCGAACACAGGCGCGGAGACAGGCGCGGGCGCGGAGGGCUACAGCGCGCCGCCGCCGACGCUGAUGCGCUGGAGCGCAGCGCGCGGGUCGCUGGCGCUGGCGGGCGCGAGCGCGCUGGUGCGAGUGUGGGACGCGCGCGCGGAGCUGCUGCUGCGCGACGUGCCCACCGGCCGCGACGCGCGCGUGUCCGCGCUCAGCCGCGCCGGAGACAUGUUGAUGUGCGGGUUCGCGGACGGAUGCGCGCGCGGCUGGGACGAGCGCACGAGCGCCGCGCCCGUGCUCGCCUUGCACGACCACGCCGCGCCCGUGCUCUGCGCCACACUACGGUCCGACGUGUACACACUGAUCACGGGCGCGGCGGACGGCGCCGUGCGGUUCUACGACACGCGCAGACUGAGCGUGCGCCACACUGCGCAGGCGCCGGCGCCGCUCGCCGCUCUAGACGUGCAUCCGCUCUGCAGCCUCGUCGCCUGCGGCUCGGUGAAUCAGUGCAUCAGCAUCUACGACCUGUCGGGCUCCCAGCUGCACAGCAUCAAGUUCCACGAGGGGUUCAUGGGCGCGCGCAUCGGCCCUGUCUCCUGCCUCACCUUCCAUCCGCUCAGAUGCGCGCUGGGCGUGGGGUCGAAGGACUCCACGGUGUCGGUGUACGUGUCGGAGCCGCGCCGGUGACCCUCGCUCUACAACCUCGCCCGCGCCAACUGAGAUGAUGUCGACAGAGCGGCGAGGUGUAGUCCCGGAACAUUGGUGCUACAUAAUAUACAGAUACGCUUAUAGCGCGCUCGCUCACUCCGCGCCACUCAUGUGGCAUACAGCUUCAAAAACAACGUUUAUUUUCACUACACAGUUCAAUUUAUCAUGUAUGUAUGUAAUAUGAAUCGUGAAUAUUUAUAUUACAUACAUACAUGAUUAUUGAAGCAUUAUUAAAGGUCUCUGUCUGAAGAAUAGAGAUCAUAUUCGAUCUAGUAAUUAAAAUAAAAUAUGAAAAACGGCCUUAUUGCCCUGCAAUUAAUUCAGUUCGGAUGAUACUACAUUUGUAAUAAAUCAUUAUUUUAGGAGUGAAGUGCCCCUGGGUAUCGGGUCGAUUGGUUAACAUAUUAUAUUUAUAUAAUUUCGCCGCGAACACCCGGUCGCUAGAUUAACUUAUAGGUACGCAUAAUAAUAUAUAUAUUAAAUACACUAUUCACAAAUGUAAUGCUUUAAGUAUGUAAUAAUACUUUGUAAAUAUGAUAGCGCAGUAGGAAGCCGUGCGUAGCUGCGCAUGCGCGUACGGGUGUAGCGCACGCGUCCAUUGUGUUCAGAGAGCGCAUUCUUUUGUAACUCUAGUAACUCUUC
Messenger RNA from Plodia interpunctella (Indianmeal moth), 4700 nucleotides. RefSeq names its product raptor (gene raptor). The record is from RefSeq and is a predicted model, not a curated record. Gene Ontology annotation, cellular component: TORC1 complex; cytoplasm. Gene Ontology annotation, molecular function: protein-macromolecule adaptor activity; protein binding. The transcript has 28 exons. Bases 141 to 4037 code for a protein of 1298 amino acids. Gene Ontology annotation, biological process: cellular response to starvation; positive regulation of cell growth; positive regulation of protein serine/threonine kinase activity. Lineage: Eukaryota; Metazoa; Arthropoda; Insecta; Lepidoptera; Pyralidae.